AUGAAGCUCUUUGGCGCGUGCUGCCUCGCGCUGGUGGCAGGCACGGCAUGUGCUGAGCCAGAGCAGAGGCGUAGCCUUCGCAGCUGUGUUGCCGGCGUCUUUGGCAAAGAUGCAGAGGCGAGAAUUGUAUCCUCAGAGGACGAGGCGUACACGGAUGCCCGCAUCGGCGAGUCAAUCCAGUUCAACCAGCUGCCACUGCUCAUCGCCUACGCAGAUGACGCCUCGCAAGUUGCUCCUCUCAUCAGCUGCGCCAAAAAGGCAGGCAUCAAGGCCGUCCCGCGCACCGGAGGUCACCACUUCAUGGGGUACUCUGCCCUCAACGGCACCCUCGUCGUCGACAUCACGCACAUCGAUCGUGUGAGUGUCUCGGCGGACAAGUCGACGGCCACCGCCGGCGCGGGGAUCCGACUCGGGGCGCUCUACACGGCGCUCAGCCAGCACGGGCGCGACUGGCCCGGCGGCAUCUGCCCGACGGUCGGGCUCUCGGGCUUCCUCGGCGCGGGCGGCUUCAACAUGCAGAUGCGGCAGCUGGGCAUGGGCGUCGACCACGUGCUGGCCGCGCGCGUCGUUCUCGCCGACGGGCGCACCGUGAGGGCCUCGCCGCGAGAGAACCGCGACCUCUUCUGGGCGGUGCGCGGCGGCGGCGGCGGCUCGUACGGCGUCGUCGUGGAGUGGACGCUGCGCCUCGCCCGCUUCCCACGCUCCGCCAUGGUCCAGGUCAAGUGGGAGGACGCCGCGUCGCGAGUCGACCUGGCGGCGGGCUUCUUCGACUGGGCGCCGCGGACGGACCGUCGCCUCACGACCUCCAUCAACGUGUACAAGAACCGCACCGAGGUCCUGGGCUGGUGCCUCGGCUGCCGCCUCGACGAGGCCCAGGCGCUUAUGAACCAGUCGGGCCUGCUCGCGAUAGGCAAGCCCGAGGUGCACAUCGCGGGAGGGUGCAACACGGACAACGCGCGCAUGUUUGGCUACAUCGUGAGCGACUGCCUGCCCGACGCCGAGGUCGCAAAGCUGGCGCCCCUGGCCAUGAACGUCGUCCAGCAGCCCUUCACGCCCGUCGACAACCACACGCAGUUCAAGUGGCGCGAGACACCGCAGAACCCGAACGCGCCGGCGGCCCAGCCGUGGGCGCGCUUCCGCCGCAUCAGCAAGUCGUUCUUCGUGUCCAAGGACAAGCCCCUGGCCCGCGCCGCCGUCCAAGAGCUCGUCGACAGGCUGUCCGAGCUGCCGGACGAGGCCGCCGGCUGGGGCGAGUGGCACGCGUGGAACAUCGCGGGGCCCUCGGACCAGGCUGCGUUUCCGUGGCGGGAGCGCGCGUACGCUCACCUCGAGUUCAUCCUGACGGGGUCAGCCGACGAGAAGAAACAAAAGUCCUACCUCGAGUGGGCGGACCGCCUGGAGAAGUAUCUCCGGCCGGUAGUUGGGCCAGCGUCAUACGCCGGAUACAUGGACGCGAGCAUCUCGACGAAUGCUCUUCAGUCUUAUUACGGACCCAAUGUCGAUAAGCUGUCUGCGAUCAAGCGAAAGUACGACCGCUCCGACUUUUUCGACAAUCCCCUUGGCAUUCAGGCUAGCUGA
This is a messenger RNA of Purpureocillium lilacinum, 1578 nucleotides long. RefSeq lists its product as uncharacterized. NCBI's taxonomy places the organism in Eukaryota, Fungi, Ascomycota, Sordariomycetes, Hypocreales, Ophiocordycipitaceae. Gene Ontology annotation, molecular function: oxidoreductase activity; FAD binding. The record is from RefSeq and is a predicted model, not a curated record.